GUUGCUACUCGUGUCAUAUUACGAAUUAUAGUAAUUAGCUGCCUCAACGUAUAGACGUUGAACUACAAAUUCAAAGGAUCAGAGAACCUUACGUUUCUUUAAAAUUAUGAAAAAGUCAACUGAUGUUCCUCCUCCGGCCUAUUCUGCUACUGAAAAGCCUUUCAAGCCCUACAGAGACAAAUCAGAGGAUGACGAAAAUGACUAUACACCUUAUGAGCCGCCAUCUCCUCCUUCAUUUGUAGGCAAACAUACUACAGAGGUUGCGAGUAUUUCACUUCAUGAACAUGAUAAACUUCGAUUUACGAAUUUUCCGUCUCCGCUUUUGGAUGGAGCUGUGAUUCUAAUUCAACAAUAUUGGCCCCGGGGAGUUCGGAGCCAGCGGAAGUAUGGCCCUUCACAUGAAAUCAGAAUGUCUGGCGCUCCUUGGCUUGCAAGCGGAUUUGGUACAAUUCAUGUCCAACGUAUAGUGAAAGAACUCAUUGCUUACAUGAUGAGUCAUGACUGGAAACUUUACAUAUUAUGUAAUGUUUCUGAGAAAAUGGGCUCCUUGGACAGUUGGUUCUUCUUACACAUCCCUGGUUUAGCUGCUGCUACGAUAACUCCUCAAAAGGAGUGGUCGGUCAUUACAUUCGAACAUUCCGAUCGCAUUCGUAUCAUUGAUGGUUCCCAACGCUUAAUUUCCAUUGUUCACAGUGCUUGCCUGCAACAUUGGUAUCGUGGUUUGCAAACAUUCCGCCUUUAUCGAGGUACAGUGCCUGAAUGUAAACUUCGUGGAUAUCCAUGGGCUGCAAAUGGGCCCGAGACCAUGUACGUUCGUCUCUUCAUAGCGACGCUUAUUGAACUUUUAGAAACUGCGGGUUACUCUAUUGUCGGCACGCUCAAUAUCUUUCGAACAGAAGAUUACUCUUUUCCUGAUUCUUGGGUCCUUUUACAUCCUUAGUAUGUUCAUGCCAUUCUUUCCAAAUUCCAUUCAAUUCGUAACUUGGAUCCCUUUUUCUUCCCAUGUCCUUAAUAGGUUAUGCAACUACUUAUUCCUUCCUUUGAAUAGUACCACCCUAAAUAGACCCCUUUUUCAAUAUCAAAGAUUUAUUUAUCUAUCAAUCCUCUGAAUUUUGAUUUAGAAUCCGUCCGUUGAAAUAUUCUCGAACUUGUUCGUUUUUGCUUCUCGUUCGCUAUACAAACUAUGUAUAUAUGUUUACUUUUGUUUUGGGUUCUCUUGAUCACAAUAUAAUCAGUAAGUAUACGAUUUGACUUGUCUUAUUUUGGAGGCCAUAUAUUAAUGUAUCUUAUGUUUUGAUUUGUUUAAAGACUAAUUUACUUUUCGCGAUUCGAUUCAUGCGUCCUUUGUCGGUUUAAAAACACUACUUACUACUUAAUAUUGAAUUUCUCAAGCAAUCUAAAAAACUAAUAUAAAACUCUUAACAAGUCUAGAAUAAAAUGUUUUUUACUUCAGACAUUACAAAGAAAA
Schizosaccharomyces cryophilus OY26 is the source of this 1468-nucleotide messenger RNA. RefSeq lists its product as uncharacterized. The transcript has a single exon. NCBI's taxonomy places the organism in Eukaryota, Fungi, Ascomycota, Schizosaccharomycetes, Schizosaccharomycetales, Schizosaccharomycetaceae. The record is from RefSeq and is a predicted model, not a curated record. The coding region runs from base 107 to 940 and encodes 277 amino acids.